CAACGUUGGCGGCAGUGGAAUCUGACAGCAAGCGCAGUUCCACGUUUCCACUAAGGAAACGCCACUAUCCAUCUCCACUCGCCGCCAGAAAACAAUCUGAAAAGUCAUGGCGAUGCCGAGCGCUCUCUCUUUCCUCCUCCUCUUCUCCGCCGUCGCCGUCGGGGUGAUCGCGCAGCCCCUGCCGCCGCCGAGGCAUGACGGCUUCGUGUACACCGAUCACCGAGUCGACCCGGACACGGUCGUCGUCGAGGCGUUCCUGGACCCGGUCUGCCCCGACAGCAGGGACGCCUGGCCUCCCCUCAAGCAGGCGCUUCAGUACUACGGCCCUCGCGUCUGGCUCGUCGUUCACUUGCUUCCCUUACCUUACCACGACAAUGCAUUUGUCGCAUCUCGUGCUUUGCACAUUGUAAACGCUCUGAAUACUUCUGCUACAUUCCAAUUGCUGGAGAUGUUUUUUAAGCAGCAGGAAACAUUCUACAAUGACCAGACAAAGAACAUGUCAAGGGCUGCUAUUGUGAAAUCUGUCGUGAUAUUUGCCUCGCAAGUGGUUGGGAACUCCCACUACUCUAGCAUAGCAUCGGGCUUCAACGACCGGCAAACUGAUCUCAAAACAAGGGUAUCUUUCAAGUAUAGUACUUCGAAAGGAGUGUCUGCAACUCCGUCAUUCUUCCUAAACGGAUUCUUACUGCCCAAUGCUGGCUCCCCUAUAGAUUACAAUAAAUGGAGGAGCUUUAUCGAUCCACUGAUUGCUGCACAGGGACAAAGGAAAUAGGAAACCAUUCACUUUUCCGAGCGAAAAAAUCCAGUUCUACAAUAUAUCACAGUAUGUUGUACUUUGCUCGAUAUGCGUUUAAUUCUGUUUCUGUAGAGAAGCAGAGCUUCCGGGUUCUCUCGGUUGAAUGCAGUCAUCUAUCUGACUAGUAAAGUUCUGGUUAUCACACUCUUGACUUGCGAAAUAUGUCACUAAACAUAAACAUGGUCUUAGUAACAAGUGUCUUAUUACUUGAUAGUAGGAAA
This is a messenger RNA of Eucalyptus grandis, 1017 nucleotides long. RefSeq lists its product as uncharacterized. The transcript has 4 exons. The coding region runs from base 107 to 772 and encodes 221 amino acids. The record is from RefSeq and is a predicted model, not a curated record. NCBI's taxonomy places the organism in Eukaryota, Viridiplantae, Streptophyta, Magnoliopsida, Myrtales, Myrtaceae.